Messenger RNA from Gastrolobium bilobum, 732 nucleotides. RefSeq names its product probable histone H2A.3. Gene Ontology annotation, molecular function: DNA binding; structural constituent of chromatin; protein heterodimerization activity. Gene Ontology annotation, cellular component: nucleosome. Bases 87 to 494 code for a protein of 135 amino acids. The transcript is spliced from 2 exons. NCBI's taxonomy places the organism in Eukaryota, Viridiplantae, Streptophyta, Magnoliopsida, Fabales, Fabaceae. The record is from RefSeq and is a predicted model, not a curated record.
UUCUUCGUUCUCUGUCGCCGGCAAUUCUCUUUUCAUCUCUAACUCUCCGAACUUUAACGUUACAUUAAACCGGUGAUAGUUCAUCAAUGGCGGGUCGAGGCAAAACCCUAGGAUCUGGCGCCGCCAAAAAGGCAACCUCAAGGAGCAGCAAAGCCGGCCUCCAAUUCCCCGUCGGUCGUAUUGCUCGGUUCCUCAAGGCCGGAAAAUACGCCGAGCGCGUUGGUGCCGGCGCCCCUGUAUACCUCGCCGCCGUCCUCGAAUAUCUGGCCGCCGAGGUUCUGGAGUUGGCUGGAAACGCUGCGAGGGAUAACAAGAAGACUCGAAUUGUGCCUCGUCAUAUACAAUUGGCGGUUAGGAACGACGAAGAAUUGAGCAAGCUUCUUGGAGAUGUGACUAUUGCCAAUGGUGGUGUGAUGCCUAAUAUUCACAAUCUGUUGCUCCCUAAGAAGGCUGGAACCUCUUCCAAGGGCGCUGGUGCUGACGAUGACUCUUAGAUGUCGUUAAUUUUUUAUUUAUUUUUCACGAGCAACUACCAAAUUUAGCCUUUUUGUUUUCCUCUCUGUUUUUAGAUUCAAACAGGGUUUGAUUCUUGUGCUCUGUAACUCUAGUUAGGUUUUCAGUAGUGCUGUUAAUAUAAUGAUAUUCAGCUUGUUCCUUUUGAGAAGAGAAUCUUCGAUUUUUUUUUUUUUUUUUUUAAAUUUCCCCUUUCAAUUUGAUGCAUUGACGACACUC